Messenger RNA from Dreissena polymorpha, 3929 nucleotides. RefSeq lists its product as uncharacterized. The transcript is spliced from 2 exons. NCBI's taxonomy places the organism in Eukaryota, Metazoa, Mollusca, Bivalvia, Myida, Dreissenidae. The record is from RefSeq and is a predicted model, not a curated record. Bases 887 to 1927 code for a protein of 346 amino acids.
GAAUAGGAAUUUAUUUCAACAAUCAUUUCCUGCGCGUCUUUUGUGAAGCCACGUCAAAGCGCGUACGGUCUGCAUAGUUCUCGCAGACAAAAUUACAAUGUUGACAAAUAUAUCCGCGGACAAUCCAUAGAAUAUCGUUCAAACUUUGUGAAACGUUAUCUAUUGAAAUAACAAAACCUUGCAAAUUGAAGCAAAUAAUCUUAAAGCGUUCUUUUAAUCGUCGAUAUUCAAGCAAAUUGGUUAUUUCCAAAUAGGCGGAAAUAGUUUUAUUAUAAUACUAAAUCAGGCGAUAUAGCAUUUUUAAUUACGUGUAUACAACGUAGGGAAAGUAAUUUAUACGCUGUAAUAACAGAUCGAAAUAAUUGCCGAUCGAAAUUGCUGUAUUAAUAUACUUCAGUAUUUGGACGAAGGACUCGCACGUUCUGUCAACAAAAAGAGACGCAGAGAUCGCUCAUGUCUUCUGAACAAAUAGAACGGUAACAAAUACGCGCAAUAAAAGAGUGCCGGAACUUAAAAUUAUCGAUAAUGUAAAACAAGGAUACAUGUCAAUUACUAUUGCUUCAAGGGGAAAGUUUAAACAUUGUAGUUUGACAGAACUUUACUAUAUAUAGUAUCGCGGAUAUGAAGCAAUAGAUAGAACACUGUGCUUGUGUUUGUAAGAGGCAAGAUAGGUAACUCUGUACAAUCUUAAAAGUUUAAGUCGUGUUACAGCUCCUUGUAAAGAAAUAAGGAUGUGUUCUGACGCUGUAUGUGUUCUGACGUUAAGCAUACGUGCACGGUUUCCAGAUGAUUACUCGACGGGUAACUUUGUUUAAGAAGUUUGUUUAAGCUUAACACACUUACCAGUGGCUGGAAUCACAACUUGCGGUACUCAGGAGACGGUGUGAUGCCGAUGGGUGUGGAAACAGAACCCGUCUCUCCCGGACAGACGGUCAAAAGGGACACCACAGAGCAUGCGCACAGAAAGUUACCCAGACCGAUAGUGUUUUGGAGCGUUAACGAGAAGACGGCGUACCGCCGGAACCGCGUCGUGCAGACCAAGAUGAAUAAGCUGAUGAGUGACAUCACCACGCAGCGUAACAGCGCCCGGAAGUCCAUUCGCUACGAGGCGCAUAAGUUCCGUCAGAAGAGCGGCCACUUCUACAGCCACCCUUUAAACUAUACCUCAGGAGACUCCCAGUCGAGCGGAAGUAACAUCGCGCCGCCCAACUGGCGACCUCCGAGCGAGCAUACCUCUGGCAUACCCAAAUGCUCAAAGAGUGAGGAUGCAGUCAAUCCGAACCGAGGCCAGCGGAAAGCGUUGUUGUCUCCAAGAAAACAGGGCAUCAUAACACGGGCGACCAGACCGUCCGUGAAGUUCUCUGCGUACCGGGACGUUCAGUGUAUCGAGAAAGACACGAUGAUCGACGAUCUCGAUGUAAACCCGGAAGUGUGCUCCUUAGGAUUGGAAAAGAACGCGAAGCACAAUCCACUUUUCCGAAGCGUGUCUGCUGUCCAACAUCGGGAGAUUCCGGAUCUGCCUGGCCAGCGUCGCCAGCAUAGCGCGGCUCCUACAGCGCGGACAUAUGCCAACCUCAGUUUGGGAGAAAAUACACGUGAUCUCAAAAAUAAUAUUGAUUUUAAAGUGAACUGUUCUAGAACAGCAAGUGACAAUUUUAAUCGCCGAUCCGACCUCUAUUUCGAUCGAGCAAAGGCUGCCUACCAACUCCGACAGGACCUCCAGAGGCGCGCGAUGCAGCGAAAGCAGGAAGUGCAGACGGCGCUGUUCACGCUGCAGGACGCGCUGGCCAUAGAGAGGGCGCAGUUCCUGAGGAGCACGGACAGGGUGGUGGACUUCUUGCGGCGAGUGGUAGAGAUACAGCGAGCGGAGCGGCCUGCGGUGACCAAGUACACGAGGGACGCCAUCAUACAACAAAUGCACAUCUGAACACUGGACGAGAUAGGCCAUAUGUAAGGACGAAAUAUCGUGAAUCAUUUGCAUAUACAUGUGUUUUAUUAAUAUGUUUGUAAACGGCUCGUCAACGUUAAGCGAAACUCUUAGCUCUUACUGACGCUCGAGACUUCUCCCCCUGCUGCGACCCCCGCGCGAAGUCCUCUUUAGCCAUGGUCAUUAUACCAAGUAUACGCAGACGUAAGGCUGUGUCCGUGCAAUGGUUAAAGAUGUUAACCCAUCUUUAUUCAGUAUUAUCGUGGGAAAUAUUAUAUUCAGUUAUAUUGUCUACAAAAUAUUAAGAGUACAGUUGCCGUUGGAUUUGGCGACUUCACACUACCCAUUAUAUGCAUGUAGGUUAAAUAAGGGCCUGCUGUAGUUAUUGCAUUCACGCGUUCGACACGAUGUGAACAACAAGAAAGAUCACAACCAAUAUAAUAAUUAACACAAUGAUAACCUUAGAAUUAUCGAAAAAAAAUAUAAAUCUGACAGUGCCCCAUAUAUAAUGAUUUAUUUAUUUAUUUAACUGAAAACGCAAUUUUCGUGAUCAAACAGUAACAGUUCUUUAUAUAAACGUUAAAACACUGGUACGCUUGUAAAUCUCCAGGAGAGAAAAGACAAAAUCAAUAUGGAAUAUUCCUUAUACGAAAACUGUUAACACAUUAAACAUCGUUAUUGAAUUAAUUAUUGUGUUUUCUUUUUACAAAAUUAUAUGUGACCGCACAUAUGUAACACAGGUAUAAACAACACAAAGUAAUUAUAAGAUAAUAAUGUAUAGAUGCUUGUAUCACGUAUAUGUGUGUGUAUUGCUGAAAUAACAUACAGCAUUUAAUAUACAGUUCUGAAGUUAAAAAAAUGUGUAUGGCUGAAAUACAAAAGGCAGUUUAGAAAACAGAUAUUGAUAUUGUCCCAUUGCUUUAUAUCAAAACUAUGGUCUGGUUUGUUUUUAAUUCCACCUAUCAUAAUUGCUUUUCAAUACUUUCAAAUGCAUUAGUUUCAAUUCAACAGUAUCGUGUAUUAAUUCAAACCCAAAAUAAUUCCAUUAAAUACCACGACUCCGGUAUCAGAGAGUUUUUAAAAUGCAGUUUUUGUAACAAUAAUUCAUCAUUGGUGAGUCUGUGUUAAUUUCUUUGGUAAAGAAAGUCCCUUCUGCACGAAAUUCCAGUUAAAGCGAAAGUUUCGUCCCAGAUUAGCCUGUGCGGACUACACCCUAUCCGUUGUGGGAGCUGGGAAGGCAUUAUAGAUGUGGGAUAUGUGUAAAAGAUAGAAUAUUUCAUAGCGUUUAUUCUGUCAUGUAAAAUAAGAAGAUCCGGAACAUGGCAACCAAUCGACCCUGGUGGUAGCUUGAAUACUCUUGCUGGUGCAACGCAAAAGAGAAUAAUGCAUUUAUAUAAAUUUCAACAUCAUAUUUAUUAAUACACGUUUCUUGCUCGAGUGUACCUCAUGUACACAGUCAUCAUAUUAGCUUUCUUGCUUAAAUAUCUAUUUGUAUUUAAAUCAAAGCGAUUUAAAAGAUACGACUUAAGAGUAAUUUUACAAAUGGUGUGUAUUUCAGACUGCGAGAGAGGCUUCAGUACAAUUAAUAGGGUAAACACUGAACAGACUGCGAGAGAGGCUUCAGUACAAUUAAUAGGGUAAACACUGAACAGACUGCGAGAGAGGCUUCAGUACAAUUAAUAGGGUAAACACUGAAUCUCGUUCUUAAGUCUGCUGUUCUUAAUGCUCUGAUAAUGGUCAUCAUUGAAUGACCAGACAUUCAGCCAUUCGACUUCGGAAGAAUGAUGGAUGCCUGGCGCCAGGAGAGGCCUCGGAAAACAAUUGUUUUGGUUAGUUUACAUCUGUAAAACUUGUGGUAAAUAAUGUAACUGUAUUUUUGAUGUUGCAUUUUCCAAUCAGUUUUUAAGUUCUAAUGCUCAUUGUUAUUUUUCUUGUUAUUCGAUAUUAUAAUAUAUGACUUUAAUAAAUUAAGUUGAGGAAAAAUAAAUAAAUAAUAAAAAGG